GUCUCCUCUUCUUCCUCAAAUCCCCAAUUCAACCAAAACCAAACCCUAAUCCUCUUUCAGCUCCACUCAUGGACCACCAAUGGCGUCCCAGGCCUCCAGUCCCAGCCGCCACCCCCCUCUGCCCGAUCUGCUCUAUUUCUCACUUCCCAUUCUGCCCUCCGCCCCCUCCCUUCCCUCAAAACCCUUCCGAUUCCGGCCACUUCUUCCCAAGACCCGCCCUUGAUCUUUACCCAAGACCCCUCGCCACUCCUCCUCCACCGCCGUGGCACCGAAACCCUAAUCCCGCACAUCCCAACUUCCACAGCUUCGCUCCCCCGCCGCCGCCGCUUCCUCCGCCGCAGCCUCAGCCACCUCCGCCUCCGCCGCCGUAUGAAUACAACGGCAAUGGCUACAUCAACGAAGGCGAUCGCAUCUUCAAGAGGCCAAGGAUGGACGAUUUCGGCUCCGGGUCGGGUUUCGGAAACCCGAAUUUGACUGAAGAUGAGCGGCGGUUGAAGCUGAUUCAUGAUCACGGUGGUGGUAGUCAGGUUAAUAAUGGCGAAACUAAUAGUAGUGUUAAUAUUAAUCAUAAGAACAAUGUGCAGAGUAAUGAGAAUUUGGCUUUCGAUUUGAUCCAUGUAAAUCAACAACAGCAUUCCCAUUUGAACAAUCAUAGCAAUCAGUUACAACAGGGUUAUGGAAUGUCGCGGCAUUCGUCACACGUCAAGCAUGCUUUUCAAGCCUCUGGACAUCAACAGGGAGGUUAUGUUCCACCCCAUGUGCCGGCAUUGCGGCCGAUCAGUGGGCAGCCUCCUCUUCCUGUUACUCCACCGCCGCCUCUUCCACCGAAAGCGCCACCUACAUUGUUUCCGGUGAAUAAUGUGACCUCACCGAUGAUGUCUGCAGCCUAUCAACCGAAUCAUGAGGCUCAUCACCACUCCUUGCAGCAGCCGCCGCCGCCUUAUUUCCAUAGUAAGCCAUUUUCACAUACUGGAUAUGUUAUGGAGUUUCCCAAGGAGUCUCAUGUUUUCCACCCAUCAUUACCGAAGCAGUAUGGUGGAGACGGUCAGCCAUUUCCACAAAAGCAUGCGUCUUUGGAUAAGCCAAAAGUGGUUGAUGCUCUGCACUUGUUUAAGCAGCCACAUCGUGUCACCCGCCCUGAUCAUUUCGUGAUCAUCCUACGAGGGCUUCCAGGUAGUGGAAAGAGCUACUUAGCAAAGUUGCUGCGUGACCUAGAGGUUGAGAAUGGUGGUGGUGCUCCACGAAUUCAUUCCAUGGAUGAUUAUUUUAUGACAGAAGUAGAAAAGGUGGAAGAAAGUGACGCUACCAAAUCCUCAAGUUCAUCUAGAGGCAAGAAGCCUGUAGUGAAGAAGGUGAUGGAAUAUUGUUAUGAACCUGAAAUGCAUGAGGCUUAUCAGUUGAGUAUGCUGAAGACAUUUAAGAAAACCCUUGAGGAUGGUGUUUUCACCUUCGUAAUCGUGGAUGACCGCAAUCUGCGGGUAGCUGAGUUUGCUCAAUUUUGGGCAACUGCAAAGAGUUCGGGGUAUGAAGUUUAUAUACUAGAAGCACCAUAUAAGGAUCCUGCGGGCUGUGCAGCUAGGAAUGUGCAUGGCUUUACUCAAGAGGACAUACUGAAGAUGGCUGAACAAUGGGAGGAAUCUCCAUCCAUAUACUUGCAAUUGGAUGCCAAGUCAUUGUUUCAUGGAGAUGAUCUGAGGGAAAGUGGUAUUCAGGAGGUGGACAUGGAUACAGAAGAUGCAGAUAAUGAUGUUACAUCUGCUGUGCGAGAUCGAAAGCCAGACAAGACCAUGGAACCUCCUGCUGAAGACUCUGUGCCUGAUGCCUUAGGUUUUAUAAAGGAUGUGAAGAGCUUUAGUGCUGAAGAAGAUCACCCGAGUCUAGACGUGAAAGAACUAGGAAGGUGUAAAUGGUCAGAGAUUAUAGAUGAAGAUGAUACAGAUAAAAGUGAAGAAGUGAAGGGUAAUGCUCUUUCCGGAUUGAUUCAGGCUUAUCGAAGGGAAGUGAAAUCUGUAUGCUGGAGUGACCAGGUUGGCAACACUGGGUUUUCAAUAACAGCAGCAAAGAAGGCAAAUGUAUUGUCUUUGGUCAUUGGUCCUGGUGCUGGAUACAACUUGCGGUCCAACCCCUUAUGUGAAGAAGAGAACCCGGUCACACCCCACAGCACUGCUAAACCAAAGAGGCAGAACGUAUUCCAAGAUCAGCUUCGUGCAGAACAUGAAUCUUUCAAAGCUGUUUUUGACAGGAGACGACAUCGAAUUGGUGGGCUUGAUUUGGAGGACGAAUAAAUCAUAGGACCAACCAGAACCUUGUUCUGCAUGUCAGUGUUGUUAGUUUAGUUGAAUGAGGGCAAGCGAAUCCGUGUAACAUGUUCAACGAUUUCCAAAUUGUUAAUGAAUCAUUCGUUUUUGACUGAAAAACAUGAAAUCAUUCCUUUAUUACCCUUCAUUUUCAAUUUAGAACCAUUCAUUUA
This is a messenger RNA of Argentina anserina (silverweed cinquefoil), 2470 nucleotides long. RefSeq lists its product as uncharacterized. The transcript is spliced from 13 exons. The record is from RefSeq and is a predicted model, not a curated record. Gene Ontology annotation, cellular component: nucleus. NCBI's taxonomy places the organism in Eukaryota, Viridiplantae, Streptophyta, Magnoliopsida, Rosales, Rosaceae. Bases 69 to 2285 code for a protein of 738 amino acids. Gene Ontology annotation, biological process: regulation of telomere maintenance.